AUGACGCCUGUCGAUACUGAACAAAAAACGGUCGCAUCUGAAAUCGAGGCUUUUAAGGAAAAAAACAUAACAAUCUCCGGUAUUAGAGAAGCAAAGAAGGGAUCUGAAAUUGAGGCUAAACGUGACGUUACCAUAGCAAACGAGAUAAUUGAGAAAGGACAAAAUGAUCCUAUAACCGAGGCUCCAUCAAGUAUGGACACAUCAACUGCAAGUACAAUAUCAGUGACACACAGUCCUGAAACCGAGGCUCCCUCUGGUGUGUACACAUCAACGGCAAGUACAAUAUCAGUGACACACAGUCCUGAAACCGAGGCUCCGUCUAGUGUGGUCACGUCAACUGUAAAUACAAAAUCAGUGACACACAGUCCUGAAACCGAGGCUCCGUCUAGUGUGGUCACGUCAACUGUAAAUACAAAAUCAGUGACACACACUCCUGAAACCGAGGCUCCGUCAAGUGUGGUCACGUCAACUGUAAAUACAAAAUCAGUGACACACAGUCCUGAAACCGAGGCUCCGUCAAGUGUGUACUCAUCAACGGCAAGUACAAAAUCAGUGACACACAGUCCUGAAACCGAGGCUCCGUUUAGUGUGGACACGUCAACUGUAAAUACAAAAUCAGUGACACACAGUCCUGAAACCGAUGCGUUGACAGAUGCUGACCCGACAACCUCCGGAAAAGUUACUGUUAAUGAAGUCUCCAGUGCAACAACCACCAUAACUGAAACCUUUACUUCCGGUUCAGAUGGCAAAACAACGCAAUCUGUAGGUGAUGAAAACACAACUUCCGGAAGUAUAAGUAAAAAUCCAUAUAAUUUACAAACAAGCGUUACCUCGCAAGGAAAUACAAGCACCGAUACUUUAAUGAAUACAGGUGCAGCAGCAACUGAUAAUACUGUGAAAACCGUAACGGAAAUACUCACUACUGACACGCCAUGUCCUAGAUUUCCUAGCCGAAUGGAGCAGGGGAAACUGUUUAUCAGUUAUGUAGAAAAUCGAUGUGAAAUGGUUGUUACCAUGGACACGGAAGUUGUGACGCCACUAACAAUUCUACAGUUGUUUAAGGAUAAAAACAGUAAAUUGGAAAUUCAGAAAGUUACAAAUUCAUCAGAUUUAGAAGAAGAAAAAGACACGCCAAGACACAAGUUUAUCCCUGUCUAUCAAUAUAUGGAUGAUGGUCAAAACCUGGAAGUUGCUACAGAAAGUCGGUAA
Ylistrum balloti is the source of this 1209-nucleotide messenger RNA. Its product is annotated as mucin-5AC-like. The record is from RefSeq and is a predicted model, not a curated record. Bases 1 to 1209 code for a protein of 402 amino acids. NCBI's taxonomy places the organism in Eukaryota, Metazoa, Mollusca, Bivalvia, Pectinida, Pectinidae. The transcript has 4 exons.